AUGCCAGAUGACAAGCUUCUGUUUCCGUUCCUCGUUAUCGAGUUCAAGUCACAGGCAAAGGGUAGCACGCAGUAUAUUGCAUCAAACCAAGCCGCGAAUGCUGGUGCCAUUGCUCUAUACGGCUACCUAGAAUUGAUGCAGCGCAGCUCCCACAUACAGAAGCUUGAUAUGAGCAACCCACAAUUCUUUUCUGCUAGCAUCGACCACGAACAGGUGCGGAUAAACGUACACUGGUUAAGUGGUGGGGUAGAUGGGGAUUUAACCUACAGUUUCCAUGUCGAGGUAGUUGCUAAGUAUUUGCUAGACAGUAAAGAGGGGGUUAGAGCUGCUAUGGAGGCAAUUAAAAAUAUCCUUGACUAUAGCCUCGACACUCGGCUAAGGGGAAUAUCUGAAGCAUUGGACGAGUACCGUGAGAUUUUUGUAGCCGCGAGAGAUGCAGAAGUGUUUGAAUAA
Molecule: messenger RNA, 453 nt
Organism: Pseudogymnoascus verrucosus
Lineage: Eukaryota; Fungi; Ascomycota; Leotiomycetes; Thelebolales; Thelebolaceae
Exons: 1
Coding region: 1-453 (150 amino acids)
Source: RefSeq, a predicted model, not a curated record